CGGCGGCAAGAUGGCUGCGUUGGCGCCCUCACUCAAUAGCGGCAUCCUGGUGGAAUGACGCAAAGCGCACACUUUGCCUCCAGUCUUCCGCGGCUCUAGUUCCCCGCCCGACCCACCGCCGAGCCCGGAAGAAGACGGAGCAAGCUUGGAGUCUGGACCGAGCGGAACCGGCGCCUCUUGCCUCGUGGGAGUGCGAUGAGGAGAGCGUGAGGAGGCCAUGGGCUGCACCUCGGCCAAGCAGGUGUCGGCCGUGCCCAACGACGACGACGGACGAGGGAAGGCCUACGGCAAUGGAGACCUCUUCGCCGAUGAGUACAAGAUGAAGGGAGUGGAGGAGGUCAAGUACAUGAAAGGGGAGGAAAACCGGGUCAACGCACGCAACCAGGAGAACCUGGAGAAAAGUAACACGCAGCAAAGGGGCAUGUUGCAGAAGGAGACGGCGGCCAACAUUAAAUCCAACAUUCACACGUCAGAGAGCCAGCAGGAAUUCUUCCGGAUGCUGGAUGAGAAGAUUGAGAAGGGUCGAGACUACUGCUCAGAGGAGGAAGAAGAGACGGAAGUGACAUAGCACACAAGCCCCGCCCACUUACCCCCCAACAUGAGACCCUCAGAGUGCGCGUGAGCAUGUAUGCGUGAGUGCUUUUGCCACACGCGAGAAACGCAAAUGUAAGUAUUUCAAUCCACCUGACGGAAUGGGGCACUUUUUUUUUUUUUCCCCUCCCCCCGAGUGAACUGAGAGGACCGAGCAAAUGGGGGGCAAACGUGGCAGCCCGCAAUUGCGAAACGACACGGCGAACUUUUUUUUUUUGUGGCUUUUCCUUCCGUUUUCGAGGAUUACAAGCAUCAACACGGAGUGCGUCAUCCUCCCUCGACAUAAUCGCACAUUUUUAAGUUCACCAGCAGAUGUUCGUUUUGUCCAUUUUUUUUGUGUGCCCCAAAUGUUUUUGAGUACACGCACGCACACUAAGGCACUGUAGCAACAAACAAGUGAAGAGGGAGGAUGAAGACGAGGCCCGGUUGCCAUGGAGACGCAGACCCAAUUGCUUUUGUUUUGUUUACCGCAGAUUUCCUUGUUGUAUUAUUUCGAUACGUUUUUUAAUAUUAAAAUCGAAAUGGAAAAGUUGGAGCUGUACUUUGACUUUUGUUUAGAACUUGUCGUUUGGCACCCCAAAAAAUGACCUUCCGGCCCAAAUUGCGUCCUCCCCAAAUGUCUACGGAGCCCUUAAAAGCAAUCUGGUGCGCACUAGAAACAAUCUGGUGCGCAACUAUCUGAUAAACAUUUGCAUGAUAUAGCGUUUAAGCAAGUGAACUUUUGCUGAGCAAGUUAGCCAAUUGUUGUAAACAUUAGCAUUAUAUAGCAUUUAAGCUAGUGUACUUUUGCUAUACAAAUUAGCCAGUUGCUGUAAACAUUAGCAUUAUAUAGCAUUUAAACUAGCGGACUUAUACUAUGCAAGUUAGCCAAUUGUAAAUAUUAGCAUUAUAUAGCAUUUAAGCUAGCGGACCUUUGCAAUGCAAGUUAGCCAUUUCUUGUAAACAUUAGCAUUCUUUAGCAUUUAAGCUAGCCUACUUUUGCUAUACAAGUUAGCCAAUUGCUGUAAACAUUAGCAUUAUAUAGCAUUUAAGCUAGCGGACUUUUGCUAUGCAAGAUAGCCAAUUGUUGUAAACAUUAGCAUUCUGUAGCAUUUCAGCUAGCUGACCUUUUUCUAUGCAAGUUAGCCAAUUGUUGUAAACAUUGGCGUUCUUUAGCAUUUAAGCUAAUGUACUUUUGCUAUACAAGUUAGCCAAUUGCUGUAAACAUUAGCAUUAUGUAGCAUUUAAGCUAGCGGACUUUUGCCACGCAAGUUAGCCAAUUGCGACAAUCAGGGGUUCCCAUGAAUUGCAUUUUGUUUAUAAAAAUUUGUCAUUUGAAAGAUUCGGAGAUUUGUUGAUGCACUGAAAAGCUGGACCAACAAAUCACACCCCUGACAUUUAAAAAAAAAAAAAAAAAAAAAAAACAAGAUUUGCGGUUGCAUUUACGGUCUUUUUUCAAAAAGAAGGAAGAUAGUUCAAAACGAGUCAGAAAAGCACAUAGAAAAGAAAGAAAAAAAGAAAAGUCCCACAGCUUGGCAAGUGGGCAUUUGCGUGUUGUUUUCAGCACCAUUUUCUGCGUAUGUUCUGGGACCUGUGCCAGUCUCGUCAUCCCUGCGCUGUCAUAUGUACUCGCGUUCCGGCACCUUAUGAUUUACAAAUUAAGCACUGGCGACAAUGCAACAAUUAGCUAACUUGCAUAGCAUACGUCCGCUAGCUUAAAUGCUAUGUAAUGCUAAUGUUUACCAGAUGCACUGUUGCACCGUUUCUGGUUCGCACCAGAAUGUUUCUGGUGAGCACCAUAUUGCUUAAUUUUUUUUCUUCUGUCGAUGUCCCUUUUGGGGCUCCGUAAAUGUCCAAUAUUUUAUAUACAUAUAUAUUUGUUCAGCAGAAAGUAACAUCAGUGGACUGUAGCUACAUUGUGAUUUAAGCAGCCCCCAUCCUCCAUGUUGAGUCAUCAUCCCUGUGUGUGUGUUUGAGUGGGGCAAUGAGAGCACACACACAUAUAGACACUGAGUCACAUCUGUAAAUAACCUGGUUUAUAAAACAAGCUCCCGUUUCAGGUCGACGUCAGUGUAAAUAAAAGUAGUGAUUGCGAUGAAUUGUCAUUGAAAUGUGCAGAUUGUUUGGAUUGGUGUACAUAUGACAAAUACAACCCCUAGCAAAAAGUAUGGAAUCACCAGUCUCAGACGAGCACUCACUCAGACAUUUUAUCAUAUAGAACAAACUCAGAUAAAAAGAUUGAAAAAUAAUGAAUUAGUUCAAAAGUGCAACUCUUUAGCAUUCAGAAACACUAAAAGAAAUGAAUAAAAAACAUUGUGGUGGUCAGUAAAUGUUACAUUUAUAGAGCAAGUGCGGGGAAAUAUAUACGGAAUCACUCCAUUCUGGGGAAAAAAUAUGGAACCAUGAGAAACAAACAAAGAAAUAACAAUCAAAACACAUCUCUAGUAUUUAGUAGCACCACCUCUGGUUUUUAUUAGUGUUGCACCGAUACCAUUUUUUGGGCCCGAUACCGAUACCUGGUUGUGCAGUAUCGGCCGAUACCGAUACCACUGUUUGCAAAA
Corythoichthys intestinalis (scribbled pipefish) is the source of this 3131-nucleotide messenger RNA. RefSeq lists its product as uncharacterized. The transcript is spliced from 6 exons. Bases 218 to 568 code for a protein of 116 amino acids. The record is from RefSeq and is a predicted model, not a curated record. Lineage: Eukaryota; Metazoa; Chordata; Actinopteri; Syngnathiformes; Syngnathidae.